Messenger RNA from Paramisgurnus dabryanus, 5410 nucleotides. RefSeq names its product E3 ubiquitin/ISG15 ligase TRIM25-like. The record is from RefSeq and is a predicted model, not a curated record. NCBI's taxonomy places the organism in Eukaryota, Metazoa, Chordata, Actinopteri, Cypriniformes, Cobitidae. Gene Ontology annotation, molecular function: zinc ion binding; protein binding.
ACAGUUAUGCCGCUUACAUAAUGUAGCCUUUUUUUAAUGUUUGAUGACAAGAUGGAGACUUAUGGAAAAUAAUGUAGACUAAUAAUUUAAGUUUAAUGUCCUAAUGAUCAGUCUACUUAUUUCUAUGUCCCACAGCUGACAUGGAACGUUAUUAACCGGUUCGGGAACUUUAUUUUUUUGUUCUAACCGGUUCAGGAAUGUCAAUUUUAGGGUUGAACUGAAAACCGGAAACAUUAAAAUACUGUUUUCUGUUCUGAACGAACCAAUUGGGAAAAAAUUCUGGUUCAAAGCCCUGGCUAAAACUUAUGAAUUUUUAAAUUAACCUGCUUAUUAUUGUGUUGUACACAGCCAAUCUGAAUACCACUCAACUUUUUUACAUCUACUGUAGGCCCUGCUGCAUUAACCGAUUAAAAUAGCUCAUGGCAUAACUAGAAAGAUGCAUGUAAAAUAAUCAAACAGUAAGAAAUACUCUUGAUGUGUAGUUGUUUCAGAUUAUUUUAAUACUUAGUUGUCAUAUUUUAAGUCAUCUUGAAGCCCCAUAGUGGGCCCUGUAAUGUCAAAGUAUUGCAGUACUCUUGUUUGCCGAUAGGUGCCCGCCAAGCACAUAGACGAACCUAUGAAUAUAAAGUGCGAUUUUCUGUUGGUGACAGUGACAUCUAGUGGAUAUUUAGUGAACGAGUAGUAAAGCAGGAAGCGUUUGAAGUUGAGAAAAGAAAGUAAAAGUGUAUUUGUGCAGUCAGGAAAAUGGCAGAAGCGAAUCUUUCAGUGUCUCAGGAUCAGUUCAUCUGUUCAAUCUGUCUGGAUUUACUGAAGGAUCCAGUGACCAUUCCCUGUGGACACAGUUACUGUAUGAGCUGUAUUACAAAAUGCUGGGAUCAGGAUGAUCAGAGAGGAGUUUAUAGCUGCCCUCAGUGCAGACAGAUCUUCACUACAAGACCUGCUUUAGGUAAAAACACCAUGCUGGCUGAAGUGGUGGAGAAACUGAAGAAGUCAAAACUUCACACUAAUCGAUCUGAUCUCAGUUAUGCUGGACCUGAAGAUGUGGAGUGUGACGUCUGUACUGGGAGAAAAUACAAAGCUAUCAAGUCCUGUCUGGUGUGUCUUGAAUCUUACUGUCAAACUCACUUUGAACAACAUGAAGCUUUUCGCACAGGAAAACGACACAAAGUGAUUGAUGUGACAGGAAGACUUCAGGAGAUGAUCUGCUCUCAACAUGACAGACUCUUUGAGGUUUACUGCCGCACUGAUCAGAGAUGUAUUUGUUUGCUUUGUACGAUGGAUGAACAUAAAAAUCACGACAAUGUAUCAGCAGCAGCAGAGAGAACUGAGAAACAGAGACUACUGGAGGACAACCAGGGCAAACUCCAUCAGAUAAUCCAGCAGAAAGAGAAGGAGCUUCAGGAUCUAAGAGAGGCUGUGAAGAUUCACACGAUCUCUGCACAGACAACAGUGAAGGACACUGAGAGGAUCUUUACUGAACUGAUCAGAUCCAUUAAGAGAAGACGAUCUGAGGUGAUACAACUGAUCAGAGAUCAGGAAAAGACUGCAGUGAGUGGAGCUGAAGAACUACUGAAGAAACUGAAACGGGAGAUUGAUGAUCUGAGGAGGAGAAAUGAUAAGAUGGAGAAACUUUCACAAACAAAAGAUCACAUCAGUUUCCUUCAGAGUUUCCAGUCUCUCUCUUCAUCUCCUGGAUCGAAAGACAACAUCAUUUUCAGUUCUCUUCUCUCUUUUGAUGAUGUGAGGAAAUCUGUCACUCAACUGAAAGAACAGAUGGAGGAUUUCUGUGAAGAAGAGAUUGAAAAGAUAUCUAGUAAAGUUACAGACAUUGAAAUUAUUCCCAUCAAUGGACCCAAGACCAGAGCAGAGCUAACACAAUAUUUCAGUCUGUUCUCUCUGGAUCCAAACACAGCAUAUGAAGAUAUUUGUCUGUCUGAGGAGAACAGAGCAGCUACAAACACUGACACAGAUCAGCAGUAUCCUGAUCAUCCAGACAGAUUUGAUUAUUAUUGUCAGGUGUUGUGUAGAGAAAGUUUGUGUGGACGCUGUUACUGGGAGAUUGAAUGGAGUGGGGAUGAUAGUGUUGAAAUAUCAGUGUCAUAUAAGAGCAUCAGCAGGAAGGGAGAAGGUGUUGAGUGUAUAUUUGGAUAUAAUGAUCAGUCCUGGAGUUUAGACUGCUCUCCAUCUGAAUCCUCAUUCUGGCACAAUAACAUAGAGACAAAUCUCUCAGUAGUGUCCAGUUCUUGUAGAUUGGGAGUUUAUGUGGAUCACAGUGCAGGGAUUUUGUGUUUCUACAGCGUCUCUGACACAACGACCCUCAUCCACAGAGUCCACACCACAUUCACUGAACCUCUUUAUCCUGGGUUUGGGUUAGAUGAGAGCUCAACAGUAAAACUGUGUGAUCUAACAAAUAUAAAAGAUACAUGAUUAGAUACUGGUUUAUAUACACAAGUGUUAUCUGCAUAUAUAUACAAAUCUAUAAUGUAUGUUAAAUGAUAUAUACUUAGGGAGUAACAGAUUACAUCUAUCAAUGGUAUAGGGAUACAAAAAAAAGGUAACUGCAAUUAAUAAAAAAAUUACAUUGAAAUGUGCUGCAUCUAAAUCAUCUUCAUGUUCAGAUUCAGGCCAUAAGGUGGAGCAUCUAGACCUUAACAUCUCUCUUUAAUUUAUACCAACAUUUUCAUGAUUUCUCUGUCUUUUUUUCUUUAUCACGAGAAGGCGCAUUAGCAUUGCUCCGUCGAGUAGAAGUCACCGGUAUCACUGCACAGCACGCGACAACUUUGUUUUAGCAAGAUAGUUCGACAAAAGAAAUGUGUUUUUUGGAUGUAAUGAGAAGAAAACCUUAUUUACCUUUCCCUGUCGUAAGACAACAGUGGAUGCAGUUCGUUUUUCCCGGACAGCAACGUAAUUGUGAAUGAGUUAAACCUCAUUCACACAGACCUCUGGUCCCAGAAAAUACCCGUAAAAUUGCCAGACAAGCGUCUGUGUGAACAAAAACUCGUUCCGUUAAUCUUCUGGGAUCGUUGCCGGAAAGAGGACCUAGUAAGAUACGCGGGUAACCCUCUGUGUGAACAAGAAUGCCAUAAAGGGCGUGUCGAAGUGAGGACGCGCGCGUCAUCAUCACAACACAAGUUAUGGUUCAGCUCCUUACAACGAGAGAUAACAUGUAUAUAAACAUUCACCACGAGAAAUGUUGCAAACUAGAUUGAAGCAGUUAUCAGGAAAUGAUAUAUGAGACGCAUAAACAAUGACGCACGUGCCGUAGUGAGGACGCGCGUGUCAUGGCAACAUGAAGUUGGUUCAACUCUUUAAAAUGAGGGAUUUACAACAUUCACUACGAGAAAUGUCAGCAAACUGGACUGAAGCAGAUAUCAGGUAAGUUAGCUCGUUACUUACUGCGUUGAAACGGAGAUCAUUCAGCAGCAUAAAAGAAUAUCGCGUCACGUGCUCAUUUGAGCUAUAAUAAACGAAAAUACCCGCAUGUCAUCCCAACGAGAUAUAUUGUUCAGCUCCUCAAAAUGCGGGUUUUAAAUGCAUAUAAACAAUCACGAUGAGAAAUGUCUGAAAACUGUAUCAAAGCAGAAAUCAGGGAGCUUGUCAAAUAUCCACUCUGAAGCUGAGAUCAUUCACCAGAAUAGAACUGUGCAUUCACGCGCUCCUUUGUAGUCUUAUCAUAAACAAAAAUGCACGCGAGUUGUUUCUGGAGAGAGAAAUAAUAAAUAAUAUGCAAACUUCAGACGCUGCGUAGAAGAGAGGGCGGGACUUUCAACAUGUCACGUGUCUUUCCGGGACCAUCAGAUGCCGUGUAAUCUUGGCAGUGUGAACAAACAAAAACUCUAACUAUUCCGGAAAAAUCCAGGAUGCAUUUUACGUGUAUUUUACGGAAUUUCUGUGUGAAAAGGGCUUUAGUUUGUUUGUUCCCUGGCUGCCGGACUCGCAGGGGCGUGUCUAGAGGGGGGGCAUGGGGUGGCACCGCCCCCCCUUGGAAUAUGAUUGGCCCCCCCUGGUGCCCCCCCUCCAAUCUCAUUGGGCCAGCUAGAUUUACUGUCAACCUGAAAAUUCCCACCGCACCAUUGGACCAGAGAGCUGUCAAUCACUGUUUGAUUUGAGACUCGUGCGAACGCGAAGACGAAGCGAGCAGAGUAGUUGCUCGUUUUUAAAACAGGAGGAAAGAGAUACCAUGACACCCAUCACACCAUUGGACCAGUUGUCAGACACCCACCAUACCAUUGGACCAGUUGUCAAUCACUGUUUGAUUUGACUCGCUCGAACGCGAAGGCGAAGCGAGCACAGUAGUUGCGCGUUUUUAAAACAAGAGGAAAAAGACACCACGACACCCACCGCACAAUUGGACCAGUUGUCAAUCACUGUUUGAUUUGAGACUCGUGCAAACGAGAAGGAGGGCGCCCCGCCACAGACUCAACAGCCGCCACAGACUCAACACUGGCACAAAUCAAAAAGAUUUUCCAUGAUUACCAUUUACAUUUUAUUUUACUAUUUAAAACGGCUUCAUGUGCUUUUGCAAGCGCUCAGCAGCGCCUCUCUCUCUCUCUCUCUCUCUCUCUCUCUCUCUCUCUCUCUCUCUCGCGUGCACGCUUUCUCACUGCUGCGUGCGGAACCUCGACAGUGCCUCUCUAAAACUGAGUGAAGGAGUUAAAAGUUGGCGGUGUUUCCACCUGGGUUCCUCUGUUGUCUUUUCACGUAAAAGUUAACAGCCAACAGAUGUUACUGACAGAGAAUACGGUUGAUCGAGUAUUAUGACUUAACGAAAGGUUAGUGUUUUCCCCCACACACACAAACACCAGUUCUCUGUGUACGAGCUCUCUCUCUCCCUCCCUAUGGUGCGGUAUGCGCGCGCACGCUUAACAGUAUUCUCUGAUAUUUUUGAAUUUGCGCUGAAUUGCUAUGCGCGAUCUACAAUAAAACUAUCACUCGCAUUUAAAAUUAAAAGCGCUCAAACACAAUCCGAUGAGAAGAGCAACCUUGCAUGAGACACACAGGUAAUCCGAAAUCACCUCGUAUCAGCUCUUCAAUGUAAAUUGUAUCAGACAAUGUCACAUUUAAAUUAGGAUUUUAGCAGUAUAAAGUAACAGCUGGUUGGAUUAAACACGAGGUGUUAUUGGGUCGUGUUAGUCACUAGCUUAAACUCUUUCUUGUUGUCUGACAACAGAACAGAUAAUAUGUAAAAAAUAGCAUUCAGUUGUGUUAAAAUACAAUAUAGGCUAAUAAACAAUGAAAGUCAGAUCAGACAGAGUAGAAAAACAAAAUCCUGAUAUGUCAGAAUGUUAACUAAUACCAGCUACACGCAAUGUACUUAAAGGAACAGUUCACUUAAUUUAAAUGGUCAUAUACAUAAACUUGUUUCAAACCUGUAUGAGUUUCUUUCUUCUGCUGAACACAAAAAAGAAAA